Penicillium griseofulvum is the source of this 1077-nucleotide messenger RNA. RefSeq lists its product as uncharacterized. The transcript has a single exon. Gene Ontology annotation, molecular function: DNA-binding transcription factor activity. NCBI's taxonomy places the organism in Eukaryota, Fungi, Ascomycota, Eurotiomycetes, Eurotiales, Aspergillaceae. The record is from RefSeq and is a predicted model, not a curated record. The coding region runs from base 1 to 1077 and encodes 358 amino acids. Gene Ontology annotation, biological process: regulation of DNA-templated transcription.
AUGAAUCCAGCAUCGCCUUCUGCACGGUUUGUUGGCGGGGGCGGCAGGUCUGGUCAGUCAAGUGUCGCACAGUCACCGCUAGUUCCUCAUGAAACUUUGUUGGGUCCACGUCUGCCCGUCACUAGUUCGCCUCUGCCUAUAGAGACUGGUCUACGCUCAAUAGCAUCCCUCACUAGCACCCAGCCUCCGCUGACUUCCCUACAUUCACGGCGAACCAGUGCCGGCCCGGGGCCGCUCACCAACCCGAACUCGCAAGAAACAAGCCCCAGCACGCCUCAUUCAACUUUCAGUCCCUUUGGCCGUGUAUCUCCAGCAGUGACCAAUGUCUCUCUCCCACAAAGCACCGCACCAUAUCCCACUGCGUCUCCGUAUAUGACAAUGGACCCUAUGACCCGACCAAUUCCUGCAACCAAAGGCCCCAGACGCCCCGAACAAGCCCCCUCACGAGCCGGAACGCCACAUGUUAGCCCGCUCCCAAUGGGAAUGAUACCAUGCGUACUAGACAUGCGAUCCGGCUCUUCUAGCCAAGCAGAGAAGCGCAAAGCCAACAGCGAUGCAUCAAGACGCUUCCGAAAUCGGAAGCGCAAUGAAAUGCAACUCGAGCAGCGUCUCACCGCACAACAGGAUGAGAUCCAGCGUGGCGUAGAAACAGUCCGCCGCCAAAGCGAGGAGCUUCGCUCCCUCAUCCAACAACGAGACCACUACCGCUCCGAGCGAGAUUUCUACCGUGAUCAUCUCGGCCGCACAAUGUCCCUAAGCGCCUUACCCCCAAGACCGUCUUCUCCACGCUCCCAAACCACCCUCCUCCCCGCAUCUGAACCGGGCACCACAGCGUCUUGGUCGGGCGCCGAUGCUGCCCGAUCCGCUUCAGGCACACAGCCGACUUCGGCGGGUCCAGCUCCACAAGGAAGACUGAUCGACCCCGUUCAGUCUCAACCUGGCUGGCCUGCAAGUCCCCCGUAUUCUUCAACGCCCAUUGCACCCACCGGCCGGGCAGUGGCUGGCCCUCCUUCUGGGUCACCGUCCGUUUCCGGUGGUCCGCUGCCUCCACUGCAAGGACCAUGGUCUCGUCCUUGA